AUGGUUUCGAGUUAUUGUUUAGACCAAUUAAACUUGUUGUCUACCGAUGAUUUCGGAAUAAUGAAACGGAUCCCUCGAGUCAUGAAGGUUCCAGGAGUCAUCUCUGAAUUCGAAGAAGAUCAACAAACCAAGUCUCUGAAAAGGGUUAUCAUCGUUUCCAACCAGUUGCCUUUACGAGCGUCCAGGGACUUGUUCUCCAAUGAAUGGCGCUUCGAAUUUGACGAGAACGAUCUCCUUGCUCUGCUGAAAGACGCUGUCCCUCCUGACACAGAGGUGAGAUACGUUGGAACUUUAAAAGCAGAUAUAGAUGUGGCUGAUCAGGACGAGGUGGCUCACGUUUUGCGCGAAAAGUUUAGUUGUGAAACGAUAUUUUUGCCUGUGGAUAUGCAGAACAAGUUUUAUCAUGGUUUUUGUAAACACUAUCUCUGGCCUUUGUUUCAUUACAUGAUGCCCAGGACUGGGAGCGAUGGGGUGCGUUUCGAUCGUUCACAGUGGCAGGCUUACGUGUCUGCUAAUAAAAUAUUUGCGGAUAAAGUUUUGGAAGUGACUGAUAGAGAUGAUGAAGAUGAAGAUCAUGUUUGGGUGCAUGAUUAUCAUCUUAUGGCUUUACCUACUUUUUUAAGGAGAAGGUCUCAUAGGGUGAAACUUGGUUUUUUUUUACAUAGUCCUUUUCCUUCAUCUGAUAUCUAUAAAGCUUUACCUGUUAGAGAUGACAUUCUUAGAGCUUUGUUGAAUUGUGAUUUGAUUGGAUUCCAUACUUUUGAUUAUGCAAGGCAUUUCUUGUCUUCUUGUAGAAGGAUUUUGGGUUUACAUUCCGAGUCUAACAGGGGUUACAUUGCACUAGAAUAUUAUGGUAGGACUGUGACUAUUAAGAUUUUGCCUGCUGGGAUUCAUAUGGGGCAGCUUGAAUCUGUUAUGUCUGAGGACAGCACGGUUAAGAAGGCAAAGGAAUUGAAGGAGAAAUAUGAGGGUAAAAUCAUGAUGGUGGGUGUGGAUGAUUUGGAUUUGUUUAAGGGUAUUACUCAGAAAUUUUCAGCCAUGGGGGAGCUUUUGGAAACCAAUCAGGAAUUGAGGGGGAAAGUGGUUUUAGUUCAGAUUACAAACCCAGCAAGGAGUUCAGGCCAGGAUGUGCAAGAAGUUCUGGAUGAGGCCAAUCGUAUAGCAAAGGAGGUUAAUAAUAAAUACGGCCAACCGGGGUAUGAGCCAAUUGUUUUCAUCAAGGGACCAGUCACUACCCAAGAGAAGUUUGCAUAUUAUGCAAUUGCUGAAUGUUGUGUGGUGACUCCUGUGAGAGAUGGGAUGAAUUUGGUGCCUUACAAGUAUACAGCUUGUAAACAGGGCUGCCCUGUUUUAGAUAAGGCAUUGGGAGUUGAUGAAAAUUCACCUCCCAAGAACAGUGUUAUCCUUGUCUCUGAAUUCAUUGGCUGCUCACCGUCUCUUAGUGGGGCAAUUCGUGUUAAUCCAUGGAACACUAGUGAAAUGGCUAGUGCCAUGUACUCAGCCAUUGAUUUGCCAGAGACAGAGAAACAAAUGCGCCAUGAGAAACAUUACAAGUAUAUUAGCUCUCACGAUGUCGCUUAUUGGGCUCGGAGUUUCAUUCAGGACCUUGAAAGAGCUUGUAAAGAUCAUUAUUACAAGAGGUAUUGGAGAAUUGGACUUGGUUUAGCAUUCAGGCUUGUUGCGUUGGAGCCUAACUUCAGGAAGCUGUUAGGGGAUACCCUCAACUCUGCCUACAAGAGAACAAAUAGCCGGUUGAUCCUUUUGGACUACGAUGGCACUAUGAUGCCCCCGACUUCUGUGAACAAGGGGCCUAGUCAUGAAGUUAUUUCAGUCUUGAAUCGCUUAUGCGACGACCCCAAAAACAUUGUUUUCAUUGUGAGUGGCAGAGAUCGGGAUACCCUGAGCAAGUGGUUUUCUUCAUGUGAGAAAUUGGGUAUUGCAGCUGAGCAUGGAUACUUUACAAGAUGGACUAGGGAUUCUCCAUGGGAAACCAACCGCUCAAUGGAUUUGAGUUGGAAAGAGGUUGUUGAACCUAUAAUGCAACUUUACAUGGAGGCAACUGAUGGCUCGUCCAUAGAGAAUAAAGAAACUGCACUCGUCUGGCACCAUCAAGAUGCUGACCCUGAUUUUGGUUUAUUCCAAGCUAAAGAGCUCCAUGAUCACUUGGAGAAUGUCCUAGCCAAUGAGCCUGUUGUUGUUAAAAGGGGGCAACAAAUAGUCGAGGUGAAGCCUCAGGGACUGAGCAAAGGCAUUGUUGUGGAAAAUCUUAUCUCAACCAUGAGAGGUAGGGGCAAAUCACCAGAUUUUCUGCUGUGCAUAGGAGAUGAUCGUUCAGAUGAAGAUAUGUUUGAGAGCAUUGCGAGGUCAUCCGCCAACCCAACCUUGCCGACCAUAGCAGAGAUAUUUGCUUGCACUGUUGGUCAAAAACCAAGUAUGGCAAAAUACUAUGUUGAUGAUAUUGUUGAAGUCAUUGGAUUGCUUCGAGGGAUUGCAGAAGCAUCGGUACAGCCAAAUUGACUGUAGAAAAAACCUACAAAAAAAGAAAGAAAAGGAACAAUGUUUACAUCAGGAUUUAUUUUCAGUGGGUAGAAUUUUCAUUAGGCCUAAUGAUAUAGGAAGCCUUGUACAGGGGAUACUUUUAACAGAUUCCAUUACUUGGACCUGCUACACCGCUGGUUCAUGUUCUUUUAUAAUACUAUCAAGCAAACUUCUUAACCUGUCUAAGAAUUUGCAUUCUUUGUACAUUUCCCAUUAUCCCCUUUUUUAUCACCGUCAAUUGUAUCAGAAUGAAGAGCAUUCCAUCUCUCUUUCCAUUGUACA
Theobroma cacao (cacao) is the source of this 2820-nucleotide messenger RNA. RefSeq names its product trehalose phosphatase/synthase 11 (gene TPS11). Gene Ontology annotation, cellular component: cytosol. Gene Ontology annotation, molecular function: trehalose-phosphatase activity. The record is from RefSeq and is a predicted model, not a curated record. Gene Ontology annotation, biological process: trehalose biosynthetic process. NCBI's taxonomy places the organism in Eukaryota, Viridiplantae, Streptophyta, Magnoliopsida, Malvales, Malvaceae.